This is a messenger RNA of Nicotiana tabacum (common tobacco), 3795 nucleotides long. RefSeq lists its product as uncharacterized. The record is from RefSeq and is a predicted model, not a curated record. Gene Ontology annotation, biological process: protein phosphorylation. Gene Ontology annotation, molecular function: protein kinase activity; ATP binding; protein binding. NCBI's taxonomy places the organism in Eukaryota, Viridiplantae, Streptophyta, Magnoliopsida, Solanales, Solanaceae.
UUUGAUUUUUGGUUAUAUCUUCUCAAAACUAGGGGCAGGUUUUUGUGCUUUGAUCUUAAUUUGGAAAGUUGGACUUCCAGAUUCAUCAUACAGUCAACUUAUAAUUAAAUGCAACGCGUCAAGAAAGAACAGGACGUUUUCUCAAACAUCACAUAGAAGCAAGAAACGUGUUGCCAAUGCCAAUAGAUCAUUCCUUUUAGCCAUACUUCAAUUGCUACUGUUCUCUUUGCUAUAGUUAUGGGCAGAAUUAGUGGCAAUCUUCUCUUUGCUCUUGCAGUUAUCUUUCUGCUUCAUGAUCAUACUUCAAUUGCUACUGUUCCCAGUAUUAGCACUGAUGUAGCUGCUCUUCUUGCUUUGAAAUCUCACAUUUCUUUUUAUCCUAACAAUAUAUUAGCAAGAAACUGGUCUUCUUCCACCCCAGUUUGCAGCUGGAUUGGAAUCACUUGCAGCUCCAGCCAUAAUCGAGUCACAGCUUUAAACAUUUCUAGCAUGCAACUUCAUGGUACCAUUCCUCCACAUCUUGGAAACCUCUCAUUUCUUGUUUCCCUCGACAUCAGUAACAACACUUUUUAUAUAGAAUUGCCAGAGGAAUUGGCUCAUUUGCAGAGGUUGAAAUUGAUUGAUGUCACGAGCAAUAACUUCACUGGUGUCAUUCCAUCAUUUUUAAGGUUGUUACCAGACCUUCGCAUUGUGCGCCUUUCGAGCAACCAAUUUUCGGGAGAAAUACCAUCUUCCCUUUCCAAUCUAACAAAGCUGGAAGUAUUGAACAUACAGGGAAAUUAUCUGGAAGGAGAGAUCCCUCAAGAACUUGGUCAUCUUCGUUACAUGACUAUUUUAGACCUGCAAUACAACUGGCUUACUGGCUCUAUACCACCAUCAAUCUUUAACAUUACGACAAUGCAAGUCAUUGCUCUUACUAGUAACAAUCUUAUUGGUAAGCUUCCAACAACUAUAUGUGACCAUCUUCCAAACUUGGAAAUGCUUUACCUUUCAACAAACUACCUAGAGGGUGUCAUUCCACCAAACAUCGGAAAAUGCAGAAAGCUUCAAUUCUUGUCACUGUCUGUCAAUGAGUUCAUUGGAACUAUACCAAGAGAGCUAGCUAACUUAACAGCACUUAGAAUAUUAGAACUUCGAGAACAACACUUGGAAGGAGAGAUACCAGUGGAGCUAGGUAACCUUAGGAAACUCCGGGCACUGUUAUUAUACCAAAAUAUGUUUACUGGUACCGUCCCUUCAAGCAUUUUCAAUAUGUCGGAACUGCAGCACCUAGGACUUGGAGGAAAUGAGCUUACUGGUACUUUACCUUCAGAUUUAGGCCGUGGAAUGCCCAGCCUAGAAGAAUUUAGUUGUGCACAAAAUCACUUUAGUGGUUUUGUCUCUGCCACUAUCUCAAAUUCUUCAAGACUCAUAGGUCUUGAAUUCUCAUUCAACAGUUUCACAGGUCCAAUUCCUAAAUCACUUGGUAACUUAAAAUACCUUGAGUUUCUCAACUUGUGGGGGAAUAAUUUUUCCAGCGAUUCAUCAAUGAGCUUCCUGACAUCUUUGACAGACUGUAGGAAUCUAAAAGUACUCUGGUUUGCUGAUAAUCCGUUGGGUGGUGUUUUUCCAUCAUCUGUUGGAAAUUUCUCUAACUCUCUCCAAAGUUUUGUAGGACAGGAUUGUCAACUGAAGGGCGUCAUUCCUAAAGAAAUUGGUAAUCUUACUGGAGUGACAAAGAUGAGUCUGUCUAACAAUGAGUUGACUGGACAUAUCCCAAAUACUAUCCAAGGCAUGCUGAAUCUUCAAGAACUUUACCUACAAAACAACAAGUUAGAAGGAACCAUACCAGAUGUUAUCUGCAAUUUAAAGAAACUUGGUGCAUUAAACUUGUCAAGAAACCAGUUUGCUGGUUCUGUGCCACCAUGCUUAGGAAAAGUAACCAAUUUGAGGAAUAUUAAUCUAGCUUACAAUAGACUGAACUCGAGCUUACCUGCAGCCUUAGGAGACCUUCAUGAUCUCAUAGAAUUCAAUGUUUCAUCCAAUUUAUUAGGUGGGCAAAUUCCUAUGGAGAUUGGAAAUUUAAAAGCGGCAACACUUAUUGAUCUGUCAAAAAAUGAUUUUUUUGGGAAGAUUCCUAUCACUCUAAGGAGUCUGGAUAAAUUGACUAAACUUUCGCUAGCACAUAAUAGAUUAGAUGGACCUAUUCCAGAUUCAUUUGGAAAAAUGUUGGCUUUGGAAUUCUUGGAUUUGAGCUAUAACAAUCUUAGCGGUGAAAUUCCAAAGUCACUAGAAGCUCUUGUGUAUCUCAAAUAUUUGAACAUCUCAUUUAAUGAACUUAGUGGAGAGAUUCCCGCUGGUGGUCCUUUUACAAAUGCCACAUAUCAAUCUUUCUUGUCCAAUGAUGCACUAUGUGGUGAUUCCAAGUUUCAUGUGUCACCAUGCGUCAUAAAAUCUACCAAGAAAAAAAAGGCAAUCUUGGCUUUGUACACCCUUUUGGGAGUGGGCCUGCUGUUUCUUGCAUUAGCCUUCGCAUAUGUAUAUUUAAGAAUGCGAAUGCUAAAGAAGAAUGCAGGUCAAGCAGAAGUGUUCCCAGUAAAAGGGCAUGAAAGAAUUUCCUAUUAUGAACUUGAACAAGCAACAGAAGGAUUCAAUGAAAGCAACUUACUUGGUAAUGGGAGUUUCAGCACGGUUUACAAAGGAACACUUAAGGAUGGAACCCCUUUAGCAGCAAAGGUAUUCAAUGUGCAAUUGGAGGGUGCAUUCAAAAGUUUUGAUACUGAAUGUGAGAUGCUACGCAACCUUCGCCACAGAAAUCUGACCAAAAUCAUCACCAGCUGCUCCAACCUUGAUUUCAAGGCCUUAGUGUUGGAAUACAUGCCCAAUGGGACACUUGAUAAAUGGUUAUACUCUCACAACUUGUUCUUGAACUUAUUGCAGAGAUUAGAUAUAAUAAUAGAUGUUGCAUCUGCAAUGGACUAUCUCCAUAAUGGCUUUUUAGCACCAAUGGUACAUUCUGACUUGAAGCCAAGCAAUGUCUUAAUAGAUCAAGAAAUGGUUGGCCAUGUCACUGAUUUCGGCAUUGCAAAAUUACUAGGUGCAGGGGAGGCUUUUAUUCAAACAGGGACGAUUGCAACCCUUGGAUAUAUUGCUCCAGAGUAUGGCCAACAUGGAAUAGUAUCCACGAGUUGCGAUGUCUAUAGUUUCGGCAUCCUGAUGAUGGAGACAUUUACAAGAAUGAGACCAAGUGAUGAGAUAUUUACUGGAGACUUGACCAUACGACGUUGGGUUAGUGAUUCUUUUCCAAGUAGAAUUCAUAAGGUGGUGGAUGCUAAUUUGGUACAACCAGGGAAUGACCAAACGGAUGCAAAGUUGCAGUGUGUGUUAUCUAUCAUGAAAUUAGCUUUGAGCUGCACCUUAGUGGCACCUGAUGCAAGAAUUAGCAUGGGAGAUGCUCUUUCUGCACUUAGAAUGAUCAGGCUUGAGUUUGUCAAUAGUCUACACUAGGUGUAAUCAAAUCAUCGGCUCUCAGUUGCUGCUUGAUUUACAUAUGGCAAUUGCGUUAAGCGUUCAAGUCUGCACAAGCAAGCUCGUUGAAUCAUGAAUUGUACUCCUUUCUUGAUAUACGUAGUUAUGAUAUAUGGAAGUCUAAAAUGAUUUUAAAAGGGGUGAGAGAAGAGAAGAAAUUAAUGUGAAGCUGCAAGUGUUUACAUAAUUUAGAAGGAAUGUCCAUGAGAUAUAUGAUUGUUGUGUUGGCAAAGACGACAAAUAUUUCUACAAAAAUUUGAAUAAAAACUAAGCCAAUUGUCUGUUGAA